UGCUCCCUCCCCUCCUCUCACUCUUUACUCUCCUCCCCCUCGUCUUUGAGACAGGGUCUUGGCCUGCAUCCCAGGCUGAUCGGGACCCAUGAUUCUCAGCCUCUGCUGAGCUUGGAUUGCAGCUGUGCAGCACAUCCAGACAGAGGAGCUUCUGUCGGAAGCGGCACCAGCAGAUGUUCACUUGGGGACUGUCAGCAGCCAGUCCCCAGAGAGAAGCCUGCCUACCGCACCCGGUGUUACCUGUGGGAGAGAUGAUGGCACGGAUUGAGGAACACUGCUGCCACCUGGUGGAAAAGACUGCUGUUUCAUCUCUGUGCGCGUCUAUAGCUGCUGAGCGCCAAGACCAAGUCUGGAGCCAGAUAGAUGCAGACCCCUGAAUCUCAGGACAAAAAUGCAAAGGGGAUCCCCAGACAGAAAAAUUCACACCUUGGGAAGUGUAGAGCCUCCACUCAUAUCUUCCCCCUACACAUUGGUUUGCUCUUCCCUCUUAAGCUUUCUGCAAAUUAAAUGAGUCAAUCUGUGCAAUUUUUUUGGCAUUUUAAUAAGUAUUCAAUAAAUAACAGUUGUGGUUGAUCCAAAGGACAGCUGGAGCUGUGUAGCCACUUCACCUCCCAAGUAUAGCCGCUGCACAAAUGCAUCGUUGCAUCGUCCCAGCUAAGUUCUGGGACACCAGUGACAAUUGACUGAGCCCAAGGCCUUGUGUAUGCUGAGCAAAAGCUCUCUCCCCCGAGCCACACCCCGAGACCUCCACCACUGCUGCUGCUGUUGUCAUCAGUGAGGUCCCUGAGGAUGAGGGUCAGUGGGCUCUUCUGCAUCAGGAACUGGAAGCACCCCCCACAGUCAGGCUAGCGGAAUGGCGCUGGCCUGUGACAUCAUAGAAUCCCACACAGUGAGGGGUAUGAAGCUUCGGCAGUGGGUGUCCAUAUGGGUGUGCCUGUGGAUGGCUGAGUUGGGGACUGUAGGAGCAGCACCCAGAAGAGAUGGCACCAAGGCCUCGACACCAGGAGCCGACAUCCGGCUCUUCGUAGACAGGCCUGACUUUUUUGACUACCCAGACUCAGACCAAGCUAGUCUUUUUGCUGUGGCCCAGUUUAUUGGAGAGAAACCUGUGACCUUUGUUGAGACAGGUCCUGGCCCUGGGCUCUUCCGGCACAUCCUGGUGAGCGCGUUGGCGGUGGCUUUCUCCCUCUUCCUCUUCCAGUUCUGCACGCACGUGAGCUUCCAGAAAGGAGCCUAAGGAGCGGGAGCCAGCCAGGAGCCGCGCGCCCACCGGGUCUUCUGCUGGGAAACAAAGGCAGCGCCUCCUCCCUUCCUGGCUGCGCAGCGGCCCUCUAGGCGGCCACUCACACCUCUCCUUCCUCCCAGGCCUCCCUGGGACCCUCUUUGUGGCCAUCCCCGCCCAUCACCUCCUUCCUUCCUCACUGCUCAUUGGCCCAGCCCGAAAGAACUGGACCCGAGGGUCUUGCUGGCGUUCACGAAGAUCGACUUUAUUAGCGGUCUGUAAAAGCACCUCCCAGGGUCAGUGACCCCAGAUCGGAGGAAGCCGUGAGAGGUCUGUAGCACCAGGGACAAGCCAGGGCCCGAGGGCGAAAUGUGCAGCCUAACGGAAGGGACUGGUGCCCUUGCCUGCCCCCAGGGUUGCUCAGCACUGGGAAGGUUGUAGGGGAGCAAUUACCUCCCUCCCCACACUCCAACAAAUUAGAGAUAGGCGAAUAAAUAAAUAAGGUUCCUCA
Mesocricetus auratus (golden hamster) is the source of this 1733-nucleotide messenger RNA. RefSeq names its product chromosome unknown C16orf92 homolog (gene Fimp1). The coding region runs from base 854 to 1237 and encodes 127 amino acids. The transcript is spliced from 5 exons. The record is from RefSeq and is a predicted model, not a curated record. Gene Ontology annotation, biological process: fusion of sperm to egg plasma membrane involved in single fertilization. Lineage: Eukaryota; Metazoa; Chordata; Mammalia; Rodentia; Cricetidae.